Molecule: messenger RNA, 546 nt
Organism: Sclerotinia borealis F-4128
Lineage: Eukaryota; Fungi; Ascomycota; Leotiomycetes; Helotiales; Sclerotiniaceae
Source: the annotation of a GenBank genome assembly
AUGGAAUAUGUUGAGAAGAGAAUGGCUGCUGAAGCUCAAAGGCCUGCUGGUGCAGAAGUCGCUAGCCUAGCAACCCCCCUCAACCUUCUUCUCCUCAGCCUCCUCGCCCUCCUAACCUACACGACCCUGCGCCCCAAAAAGGCCAUCCCAAUCCCCGUCACCCCCUCCCCCAUCGUCUUCCGCACCUUUACUCCUCCCGAACUCGCUCCUUUCUCCGGUCUCAACAAUACUCCCGUGUAUCUGGCUGUUCGCGGACGUGUAUUCGAUGUUAGUAAUGGAAGGAAUUUCUAUGGACCAGGUGGACCGUAUGAGAAUUUCGCAGGGAGAGAUGCGAGUCGCGGGUUGGCGAAGGGCAGUUUUGAUGCGGAGAUGUUGACGGAGGAUUUGGAGGGUAGUUUGGAUACGCUGGAGAAUUUGGAUGCUGAGGAGUUGGAUGCAUUGAGGGGUUGGGAGGAGAGGUUUGAGGAGAAGUAUUUGGUGGUGGGGAGAUUGAUUAGUUGUGGGGAGAAGGAGAGGGAGGAGAAGGAGAAGGGGGAAAAGGCUUGA